AAGGGCGGGGCGUGCUCUGCGCAUGCGCGCUGCCUUCCCGGAAGCGGCUGCUCGGGCUCCGCCGGUGCGCUCCGCGGGCCAUGGCCGGCAUCAAAGCUCUGAUCAGCCUGUCCUUUGGGGGAGCGGUCGGACUGAUGUUCCUGAUGCUGGGAUGCGCCCUCCCCCAGUACAACCAGUACUGGCCACUGUUUGUUCUGUUUUUUUACAUCCUUUCUCCUAUACCGUACUGCAUAGCAAGAAGAUUAGUAGAUGACACAGAUGCUACAAGUAAUGCCUGCAAGGAGCUAGCCAUAUUUCUUACAACAGGCAUUGUUGUCUCAGCAUUUGGGCUACCGAUAGUGUUUGCCAGAGCAGAACUGAUUUACUGGGGCGCGUGUGCACUUGUUCUUACGGGGAAUACAGUCAUCUUUGCUACGAUCCUAGGAUUUUUCUUGGUCUUUGGCAGCAAUGACGACUUCAGCUGGCAGCAGUGGUGAAAGGAAGAUAAAGAACUAUCACAGACACCCUGUCGUUCAGUGGCCAUGCAUACAAACGAGAGAAUGGGCAAUAAGAGAAGUAGCGUAGCAAGCCUCUCGAGUAUUCUAGAUACUCCUUUUUUUCUCCUUGUUCAUUCUGAGUGUACUACUGUUUUUCUGAUGGGUUUCUAGGUUUUUAUGAAGUGAAGAGAUGGUUGAUUUCAUUUUUACCUUUGGUAUAUUUUUAGGUGCUCUGUUUGUUUAAAAUUUUCAUUCUUGUUCUGCUCAGUGUGUACGUAAAGCUUUAAAGCUGGAACAAGGAUGUUAAAAACAAGGUUUCAAAGAAAAUUUCAAGUCUUUUUUGUUGUUUAGCAUUAAUACAGUGCUUCAAAAGAACUUUUUUUAAAUGGUGAUUAUAUACAAGCUGAACUGACAUAAGCAAUUGUACGCCACCAUUGUCAAUCACCAGAUACAAAGAUUGUAGUUAUAUUUUACCAGAGGCAAGGAUGGGGGAGUACCAGUAGCAGAUUUUUUUUCUGCCCAUACCUAAAACUGGGUGAUGAAUGUUGAUAGCCUUCAGUUAAGGAAAAGGCUGAGAAGCAGGUAGAGUUAUUUGGGAAAAAUCCUGAAUUUAAGCACUUUUACCUGCUUCCUUAUCAAUUUUUGUGUGGAUGUGACAUUCAAAUUCUCUGUAAACGUGUUGAUGCUAUGACAGACAAAACCAAAUUGCAUUGUAGGGGAAGGGAAAAACGAUGUUUAAAUUCCAUUUUUGAAAUAUUUUUUGAACUGUAUUUAUAUAAGUAUUGUAUGGUUUUGAGCUUUUAUGUCAACUUUUUACCACAAAGAGGGUAAAAUGUUCAUUUAUGGAACUACUGGUCUGAGUUAAUUUGAAGCAUGUAUGAAACUUUUUCCUCAUUCCCCUUUUUAAUUUAUUUUAUACAUAAACAGAAUAAAGCUUUUCAAAUGUAGAUUAAAACUAUGUUAAACUUGCCUAAGAAUGAUUCCCUCCACCUUUUUUUUUUUUCCUUUGCACAAUGCAGUUGAGCCAUGACUUUUUUGGAAGUCACUGGCUGAACUGAUUUCACUGACUGUUUUUAAGUUCUUAUGCACUAUGGGUUAAUAAGAUUUAUUGUUUUGUCUGUAACCAUAGACUUGAGUUCUGUAAGUUUACACAUGUAGCUUCAAAUAUUUCAGUCAUUUCUGCAUACCUCUCAAUUGUCCGUAUUUUUCAUUUAAAGAAAUCUGUCAUUAGACAUUCCAUUGUGAGAGAGCUGAUGGGGGCCAGUUAAGCAGGCUUGGCUGUACCACAUACAGUGAUAAACCUCUAAACUCCAUUUUUAUUCACCUCUUUAAAAGUCUGGGAAAUGUCCUGUGCAUAAUUAAAAGGUGGUGAUUGCUAAGAUCUUACUUAACAGUGGAGUGGUAUGAAAAGGCACAGAAUAUCAGGCCUUAGCUGUCAUGUUUGUGCGCAGAUGUAAAUGAAACACAAAGCUUGAAUAUUUGAAGUCGGACAGUAAUAGUAGCUACUUAAGUGAUGUGCUCAUGGAACUUAUACCAGCAGGUUGGGGCGGUGGAGGUGUAGUUACCUACAAGUGCUGCUUCAUUAAUGUCCCCCUGUGCAUAAAAUAAGAACUCAACGUUAUCCGCACUGGUAGAGGAACAAAUGGUUGUUAAGACCAUAGUGCAGAAGCAAGCAGGUAGCAUUUCAGUCCUAAAUAAGUGCUUCACCAAACUCUCUGCAAUCAUUAAAAGAUGCCUAAGAGCUGUAAAGCUGCUCAUUUCAUGAUGGUUUCAAUGAGAUGUCUGCACCCCUAGCCCCAAAAUGAUGGAUUCUUCAGAUUUUCUAAACCAAUGGUUAUAUUUGCAGUCUUUGCCCUUGUGAAGGAAGAACAAUGAAGACUUGUACAAAUCUGAAUCUGUUACCAGCUCUUUUUGUUUGUUUUUGUGGUCCGGAACUGUGGUAGUUGGUCCCCAUCCCUUGCUCCUGAAUUCCUGUGCUGCUAGUCUACUUCUCAAUUUGAUGCUACUCUGAAACACCAGGACAUGGAAUUGCGCGUGUAUGCAUCGGCUGUACAUUUUGUAUGUUAAUUCCAUUACAGUGUUACAUUCUUUCCCUUGCACACCAAGCACAGGCAGCCUGGCUCUGGCUUGAGCUAGACACUUGGGAGGUACGAACUUUCUGUGUAAUAGGCACUGAGACAACAUUGCCAUCCUAUAGAAUUUUGAACAAUAAAAAUUUUAAAUAGCAAUCCCAGUUCUGUACCUUUAAUCAAAAAUACUCAAAUAAAAGAGUACUUUGUUUAACAACG
Oxyura jamaicensis (ruddy duck) is the source of this 2764-nucleotide messenger RNA. RefSeq names its product leptin receptor overlapping transcript like 1 (gene LEPROTL1). Gene Ontology annotation, cellular component: endosome. Lineage: Eukaryota; Metazoa; Chordata; Aves; Anseriformes; Anatidae. Gene Ontology annotation, biological process: negative regulation of growth hormone receptor signaling pathway; late endosome to vacuole transport via multivesicular body sorting pathway. The record is from RefSeq and is a predicted model, not a curated record. The transcript is spliced from 4 exons. The coding region runs from base 81 to 476 and encodes 131 amino acids.